AUGGAUGAGCUUGAUAGACGAACCUCACAACUGAAAAUGCAAAAUUACAAGCUGCGUACUGCUACUGUUGAGCUCAAUGACCUGAAGUCAGAAAAGGAGGUCAUUCAGAGUUCUACUGCUAAUGUACACUCCAUCCUCCUUCAUCUCCUUGAAGCGCACGAUCCAAUCAUCACCAUUACGAUCAAACGGCACUUGGCUGACAAGCUCAGGCCAGCAUUGGACAUCCUUAGUCAUAUUGAGGGUGUUCCAGUGACUGUGUGGACUAUAGAUUCGCUUCAAAGGUGUGCUACUGAUGAGCCCAGCAUACUUUGGUAUGAGCCUGUUAUGUCAUUUGGGCUCGAUAACUCCAAGGACGCACAAUUUGACAUGUCGAUCACGCGAAAGGCAUUCAUCAUUCACUACUUUAGUUCAACUGCUGCAAUUCCUUCCCCAGACCCGAAGAACAACAAUCAUGAUAGGGUGGGGAAUACCCAUGUGAUGCGGUUCCUUGAAAGACAUGAGAUUCCAUAUCAUUAUCUGUCCACGUCAAAGGAGAAGAAUGUAGAAGAUGAGAUAUUGGGGUUGGUUGAAGAUACUGAUUUCUUGGUCCUUGCUAGAUACAUGCAGGUGUUGUCUGGAAACUUUUUGAAAAGAUAUGGGAUGGAUGUGAUCAACAUACAUCAUGGCUUAUUACCAUCAUUCAAGGGAGGAAAUCCAUCUAGGCAGGCUUUUGAAGCUGGGGUCAAAUUGAUUGGUGCCACAACCCAUUUUGUCACGGAGGAGCUUGAUGGGGGCCCAAUCAUUGAGCAGAUGGUUGAGAGAGUCUCGCACAAGGAUAAUUUGCCUAGUUUUAUUCAAAAAUCUGAGAAUCUUGAAAAACAAUGCCUUAUGAAGGCAAUCAAGUCAUAUUGUGAGUUACGCGUUCUACCUUAUCAACACAACAGGACUGUUGUAUUUUGAGUAAGCUCAAAAUGAUGCUAAUCAAAACUACAGAGUCCAUUAUAUUCCUUGUGUUGCAAAGUUUUUGUAUUUCAUUUUAAUUAUUCAUUCUAAUUUAAGUUGUUCUUGUUCCAAUCCAAUAAUAAGAUAAAUUAAGAGUCAUUGUGUGUUCAUAAUACUAAGAUAUAUGUGCAUUCUCAGUUCUCCUUAAAUUCAUUGUUGUUGGAGUUU
Lactuca sativa (garden lettuce) is the source of this 1149-nucleotide messenger RNA. RefSeq names its product formyltetrahydrofolate deformylase 1, mitochondrial. The record is from RefSeq and is a predicted model, not a curated record. Gene Ontology annotation, biological process: 'de novo' IMP biosynthetic process. NCBI's taxonomy places the organism in Eukaryota, Viridiplantae, Streptophyta, Magnoliopsida, Asterales, Asteraceae. Gene Ontology annotation, molecular function: formyltetrahydrofolate deformylase activity.